This is a messenger RNA of Achroia grisella, 840 nucleotides long. RefSeq names its product spidroin-1-like. The transcript has 2 exons. Lineage: Eukaryota; Metazoa; Arthropoda; Insecta; Lepidoptera; Pyralidae. Bases 1 to 840 code for a protein of 279 amino acids. The record is from RefSeq and is a predicted model, not a curated record.
AUGUCUUCCUUCACUUUAUUGUUGGUUUGCAUCCAGGCUUGUCUGAUUCAGAAUGCCUACAGUCAGAUAGUGGGACCCUGGUUACCUGGACGCGGUAACACUUUAGCUGGUGGAGCCGCUAGUGCUAGCGCAGCCGCUGAAGCAUCCGGAUUUGGCAUCGGUAACUUGGGAUAUGGAGGUCUAGCUGGAGCUAACGCUGCGGCUGCAGCCAACGCCGCUGGAUAUACUGGCCUCGGUAACUUGGGAUACGGAGGUCUGGCUGAAUCUAGCGCUGCGGCUGCGGCUAGCGCUAGUGGAUACACUGGCCUCGGAAACUUGGGAUAUGGAGGUCUAGCUGGAGCUAACGCUGCCGCUGCAGCCAACGCCGCUGGAUACACUGGCCUCGGAAACUUGGGAUACGGAGGUCUGGCUGAAUCUAGUGCUGCUGCUGCGGCAAGUGCUAGUGGAUAUACUGGCCUCGGAAACUUGGGAUAUGGAAAUCUAGCUGGAGCUAACGCUGCGGCUGCAGCUAGCGCUGGUGGAUACACUGGCAUCGGUAACCUGGGAUACGGAGGUCUGGCUGGAGCCGGUGCUGUAGCUGGAGCUAACGCCCUGGCUGGAGCUGGUGGCAUAGCUGGCAUUGCUGCACCUGGUCUCGCCAUCCCUAACACAGGCUACGGCGGUGUUGGUAACGGUGUGUUCGGUGUCAACGGUGACCUGCCAGUCGUUGGUAAAACCCUUGUAAAUGGUCAAGUUCCAGUGCUCGGCGCUGUACAGUUCAGCGGCAACCUGCCAGCUGCUGGAACUGUUGCUAUUUCUGGAAACUGUGCAUGCGGUGGUCGUGGCCCCAUACUGUACUAA